UCAUUUCCGUCGGGUGACGGUGCGGACGGGUCAGGAGCGUAGUGGCGGCGGCAAAAUGGCGGCGCCUGAGGAGCGGGAUCUAACUCAGGAGCAGACCGAGAAGCUGCUGCAGUUUCAGGAUCUGACUGGUAUAGAAUCUAUGGAUCAAUGUCGACAUACCCUGGAACAACAUAACUGGAACAUAGAGGCUGCUGUGCAGGACAGACUGAAUGAGCAAGAGGGUGUGCCGAGUGUGUUCAAUCCACCUCCUUCUCGACCCCUACAGGUCAAUACAGCUGAUCACAGGAUCUACAGCUAUGUUGUCUCAAGACCACAACCAAGGGGGCUGCUCGGAUGGGGUUAUUACUUGAUAAUGCUUCCAUUCCGGUUUACCUAUUACACGAUACUUGAUAUAUUUAGGUUUGCUCUGCGUUUCAUACGGCCUGACCCUCGCAGCCGGGUCACAGACCCUGUUGGGGACAUUGUUUCAUUUAUGCACUCUUUUGAAGAGAAAUAUGGGAGGGCACACCCUGUCUUCUACCAGGGAACGUACAGCCAGGCACUUAACGAUGCCAAGCGGGAGCUUCGCUUUCUUUUGGUUUAUCUUCAUGGGGACGACCACCAGGACUCGGAUGAGUUUUGUCGCAAUACACUCUGUGCCCCUGAUGUCAUCUCACUCAUAAACAGUAGGAUGCUCUUCUGGGCGUGUUCUACAAACAAACCUGAGGGGUACAGGGUCUCACAGGCUUUACGAGAGAAUACCUAUCCAUUCCUGGCCAUGAUUAUGCUGAAGGAUCGGCGGAUGACUGUAGUGGGACGACUAGAAGGUCUCAUUCAACCCGAUGACCUCAUUAACCAGCUGACAUUUAUUAUGGAUGCAAACCAGACUUACCUGGUGUCAGAACGCCUAGAAAGAGAAGAAAGGAAUCAGACUCAAGUGCUGAGACAGCAACAGGAUGAGGCCUACCUGGCCUCUCUGAGAGCCGACCAGGAGAAGGAGAGGAAGAAGCGUGAGGAGCGAGAGCGCAAGCGGAGGAAGGAGGAGGAGGUGCAGCAACAGAAGCUGGCCGAGGAGAGGCGGCGUCAGAACUUACAGGAGGAAAAGGAAAGGAAGUUGGAACGCCUGCCUCCUGAGCCUUCCCCUGAUGACCCUGAAAGUGUCAAGAUCAUUUUCAAAUUACCUAAUGAUUCUCGAGUAGAGAGGCGAUUCCACUUUUCACAGUCUCUAACGGUAAUCCAUGACUUCUUAUUCUCCUUGAAGGAAAGCCCUGAAAAGUUUCAGAUUGAAGCCAAUUUUCCAAGGCGGGUACUGCCCUGUGUCCCUUCAGAGGAAUGGCCCAACCCCCCCACACUGCAGGAGGCAGGACUCAGCCACACAGAAGUUCUUUUUGUUCAGGACCUAACAGACGAAUGACACUUUUUCUUCCUUUCCCCUCCUGCCCUAAUCCCUAAAAGAAAUGGAAAACAAAAACAGAUAAAAAAAAAAAGAGAGAGAGAUAAAUUCAUAUUAUUAUUAUAAUACAAUAUUUUUUUUAAAAGACUGCUGCAUCCUAAGGAAGGAUCAGAAACCAUGCUGCCUGCAAGAGUCACAGCCUGUGUGUACGUGCGCGCAGGGUUAGCAGUGAACGUACCUGCUCGGCAAGCCCUCCUUUCCCACAGCCUCUGUCACACACCUUCCAGCCAGCCGAGACUCUUCAUCUCCAACCCGUCCACUGUCCCGAGUGGGAGAUGGGACAUUCCCACUACUUCAUUUACUCUUGCUUUUAUAGAAAAUAAAAGUGAAAAACCUCCAUCAACCAGCUACAGCAGCAUCUCCUAAGGACCUGCUUCUUCCACCUCUGGAGGAAGAGGAAGCAGAGAACAGAGAUGUUCUCUGAACCACAGUUUAAGAAUAACUAAUUGUUUUUCUUGCUUUGUAAUGACCAAAGGAGUGAGGCUGAUAAUAGGUGUAUUUUUUCCUUUAUUUUAUUUGAUAAAGAACCAACGCCCCGGGCUCCUUGGCCCACACAGUGUAAUAAAGGUGCCCCGGGCUAGUCUGUGCUUAUUUCUGCCAUUGCCCCUCUCAUGUUCCUAAGGGGGUCAUUCAUUUUGGUCCAAUUUUUGCUGUCUAUUCUUGUCACCUGUGAGCCCCACUUGGAAGAGUGGGAAGACACGUGUGUACAGGUUAUACUCGUAUAUUGGUGUGCAGUUAUUUACACCCUCAUCUCUUCCUUGAAAUCUCCCAGGCAGUGGUGAAGGGUCUGAACCAAAGGAUAGCAGUUCUUCAUUCCUCUUGUAAUGCGCGUGCUGUUUUUCCAGCUUUCUGAAUUCUGAAUUGCCUUUGCAAGGGACUAGCAGGGUCCAUCGGGGAGCUUGGCAAGGUCUACCUGCAGAUGCCCUGCCAGUCUCUGUGGAAGGGUGGUAGUGGUAUUUUAAGGAUAGAAACAGAAGCCGUGAAACAAGGUAAGAUUCCCAACCUGUGUACGUUGUUGGAAGGCACUUUCUCACUUUUUUUUUUUUUUUUUUGCCAGGGGCAGUUUUUUGUCUUCCCUCUUAAUGUGCGCUUUUUUUUAGUUUUGGUUUUGGUUUUGGUUUUUUGAGGUAGGGUUUCACUCUAGUCCAGGCUGUCCUGGAAUUCACUAUGUAGUCUCAGGGUGGUCUUGAACUCACUGUGAUCCUCCUACCUCUGCCUCCCAAGUGCUGGGAUUAAAGGCGUGUACUACCAUGUCCGGCUCUCUAUGCUUUUUGGUUUUUAACUCAAUGUUUUAUCUGAGGUUGAGUUUACAGUAAUAGAUCACUUGAGUCUUAGCAAAUGCCAGUGCGCACUGACAAAAUUCCAGAAUGUGGACUUGUAACAUGCAGCCCUCUGAAGUUAGCGUAGUUUCUAGCGUGCUGUAAAUGCGGGUCAUCCAUUCCAGUUAAAGCUUAACUUGCAAAGUUUGUCACCUCCAAAAGUCUCUUAUUUAGCUAAACCUAACAGCCCUCCUUUCAGUAGUAGUACUACACUUGCUCUCUGCAGCCCUGUCUUGUUGGAGGGUACGGUUCCUGGAAGUCACUUGGGAAGCUGGAGAAUUUCCCAGUGGCCUGAGCACAGGGUCGUCAGCACCUCUAGGACAGCUCUGUAUUUGCCUGCUUUCCAUUCCAUACUUCAUUUGGUUCCUGCUAUUCAAAGUGUCAUGUGUGAAACCACGCCUGACUUGUCAUAAAAUGGGUCUAGAGUGAACAAACACCAGGUCACCUGUUCUCCACUCAACCUUAGUUGAAGUCCACAUCUCACUGACAACCAUGCAGCCGCAUGUUUUUCCUUAGAGCCUCCCUCCCUGUUCUCAAUUCACAUUGCUCUGGCAGCACACAGAAGUGUUUCAGGACCUUCGUUAGGCUGGGUAGGUAAUGGUCUCAUAUCUACUUGGGGAAGUUUUGACUUUUCCCCCUUCAUAAUCCCUGUAAUUCGUGCUUGACACCUCUUGCCUUUGGUAACUGCAAUGGAUGUUAAGAUAAGGUCAGUGCAUCUUUUGGGACACAUUGUCCAUUUACUGGAGGCUUGAGAAGUACAUGCCCCUCUUUAGUCUACUUUCCCCACCCCCCAUUUUUUAGAGACAGGUUCUCUUGUCACCCACACUGGCCUCAAACCUGCUAUGUGUCCAAGGCUGGCCUUGAACCAGUGAUCCUCCUGCCUCCAACUCCCAAGUGCUAAGAGUACAGGCUGCACCAUGAUGCCAGGCUUCCUGGUUUAUUGAAACCAUUCUGCUUUGCUUAGCCCCUGUGCCUGUCUUCUUGACCCUAUUGCUGCUGCCUGGGUGCCAUUUCCCUCCCUCCUAGGUAAAACAGAGGCUACACAUUAAUCACUUAAUGGCAGCACAACCUGCGUUACUCCCAAAGACCUCCAUGAGUGUGAUGGGACCUGGCAAGGAAGAAGCAGCACUGGGGAGCAGUGACCCGCAGCAUCUGCUCUGGUUUCCAGCUUGCCUUUGGAAUGCUCCGGCGGCUGUUUCCACGGGGCAUGUCAUCCACCGUAAGAACACCCGCUCCAAGUUUUGUUUUCAUGUUCCCAAACUGAAGCUGUAGAUUCAGCUGAAUAACGUGGGGAAUGACCAAGCAAAGGUACCCAACUGGGUUCAGCUGGAUUGUUACAGCUUCAGUGGGUCCCUUCUCACCUUCCGCUGCUGCAGAAUUCCCUGCAGCAAAUACUUCUCCUUGGUUGCCUCCAUCACGGGGCUCAGAGAAGAGAUGGCAGGAGGAGAAUCUCUCUUAAAAAGCUUAAAACAAUCCUAGAAUCUUCAACUGAGCAGUUAUUAUGAAAAUUGCUACUGGUGCCAAGGCCAAGGAAGGAAUUUCAGAAGAGAACUGAGGAGUGACAUCCCCAGAGUGCAGUCGGGAGUACUAUCGCCUGGUGCUUGAACAAGGAGCUCCACCUUACAACUGUCUUUCUUCUUAGGACUUGUGAGGAAUGCAGCAACAGAAAGUCCAUCCACACAGGAUGUAGUACCCCGACUUGUACUGCACCCUGAAUAGUUUAACGUGAUAGUUGCCUAAAGAAAUCUAGUGUACUUCAAAUUUUUUUCAUAAAGGUUUACAUUGUAUUGUAGGUUAACAUUAAACGUUUUAUAACAAAA
Messenger RNA from Jaculus jaculus (lesser Egyptian jerboa), 4571 nucleotides. It is a transcript of the gene Faf2, whose product is annotated as Fas associated factor family member 2. Lineage: Eukaryota; Metazoa; Chordata; Mammalia; Rodentia; Dipodidae. Gene Ontology annotation, molecular function: ubiquitin binding. The coding region runs from base 56 to 1393 and encodes 445 amino acids. The record is from RefSeq and is a predicted model, not a curated record. The transcript is spliced from 11 exons. Gene Ontology annotation, cellular component: endoplasmic reticulum.